Molecule: messenger RNA, 2991 nt
Organism: Anolis sagrei ordinatus
Lineage: Eukaryota; Metazoa; Chordata; Lepidosauria; Squamata; Anolidae
Source: RefSeq, a predicted model, not a curated record
ACCUCGCAAUCUCUGAGGAUGCCAGCCAUAGAUGUGGGCGAAAUGUCAGGAGAGAAUGCUUCUGGAGCCCAGUGAUUCCGGACAUGAAAGCCUUCGACAAUACAUUUUGUGUUUUUCUUUUUUUUCACGGGCGGAGAGGAACGCCUUUGUGCCAAAACACAACUCACUGUUGAGAUCAGAAAGCCUGCGAGCGAAUAGUGUGUCGGAAUCCACCCUGAGGGUUCUCUUCCUCCUCCGGGAUGCUUCUGCUGAUCAGAGCCGACAGCCCCGUUUCAUGUUCCUUUCCAAAGCCGACUCCUGCGACAUGCUCCAUCGCUCCGGAUCAGCGUCAGAAGAAGAACAAAAGACGCGCCAGGCUCGGGACACGGAGACGGCGGAAUUGGCGGCCAUUAAAAUUGUGAAAAUCGACCCAGGGGAUGACAUUGGGUCCAUCCAGCAAGAGAUCACCACGCUCAGGGACUGUCGCCACCUCAAUGUCGUGGCCUACUUCGGCAGCUACCUCAGGAACGACCGGCUAUGGAUUUGCAUGGAAUAUUGUGGAGGGGGUUCACUACAGGAAAUCUACCAUUCAACCGGACCCCUCUCCGAGAAACAGAUCGCAUACGUCUGCAGGGAGACUUUACAGGGCCUGCACCACUUGCACACCAAAGGGAAAAUGCACAGGGAUGUUAAGGGAGCCAAUAUCUUACUCACGACCAACGGUGAUGUGAAGCUCGCGGAUUUUGGCGUUUCUGCGGAACUGACGGCAUCAGUCGCCAAGCGGAAAUCCUUCAUUGGAACCCCUUAUUGGAUGGCUCCAGAGGUGGCGGCGGUGGAGAAGAAGGGCGGCUACAACCACCUCUGUGACAUCUGGGCCUUGGGCAUCACGGCCAUCGAACUGGCAGAGCUGCAGCCACCUCUCUUUGACCUUCAUCCCAUGAGGGCUUUGAUGCUGAUGUCCAAAAGCAGCUUCCAGCCCCCGAAACUAAAAGACAAGGCGUGCUGGUCUGCCGAUUUCCACCAUUUCCUCAAACUCGCCUUGACCAAGAACCCUAAGAAGCGCCCGGUCGCGGAAAAGCUCCUCCAGCACCCUUUCGUUUGCCAACCUUUGGCCCGAACGCUCGCCAUUGAACUGCUGGACAAAGCCACGAAUCCUGACCUCGCGGCCGCCGCGUCUGCCUUGGACGACGGGGAUUUUGAGGCUUACGAAGCUUUCCCCGACAAAAUCCGUUCGCACCGCCCGCAAGGCCCAACGGAAGGAAACCUUGCGGACAUCCGGCUGAACCAGGCAAAGUUUGGUCCCCCGCUCCGGAAAGAAACCGAACCCUGGUGCAGUUUGAAGGAAGAAGAGGAAGAGAACUGGAUGCUUUUAGGAGACGGAGAGAGCCUCCUUCAGUCAGUGGAAGAAGCCUUGGAGGAAAGGAGCCUCACCAUCCGGCCAGCCCGCCCCGCUGAACAGCCCCAAAAGGAACAACAACUCAGCGAUCCCGGCGAGAGUGACAUGGACACCCUCCGGAGUGGCCCCUUUUGGGAUUUCCUCAACCUAGAGCUGGCCUAUAAGGCUCCUUGGGAGCACGAAGAAGGAGCCGAGUUUUCGGAAGACGAGCAUCCAAGAAGCCAGACCCUGCCAGGCAACACAGAGCUGAGCGAUACCCCCAAUUCCAUGGGUCCCCCGAAACCGGCGGACUCGCUCCUGUCCACCGAAUGGGCCACCAUGAAGAAGAAAGACGAGGCGACCAGGCUGCUCUGUCACGGAUUGCCCCCCACCCCAAAAGUCCACAUGGGAGCCUGUUUCUCCAAAGUCUUCAAUGGUUGCCCGCUGAAAAUCAAUUCAGCCACGACGUGGAUCCACCCGGAGACGAGAGAUCUCUAUCUGUUGGUGGGUGCGGACGAAGGCAUUUAUACCCUCAACCUGCAUGAACUGCAUGAAGAUACAAUGGAGAAGCUGCUUCCCCAUCGGUGCGCUUGGCUCUACUGUAUGAACAAUGUACUACUGACCUUAGCUGGGAAGUCUUCCCAGGUGUCCUCCCAUAACCUCCUGGGCCUCUUCGAGCAGCGGCGCCAGCUGCAGAAGCGCCAGGUCCCGCUUUCCCUCGCUACCAACCGGCUGACGGAGAGGAUCAUCCCAAGGAAAUUUGCACUGUCAGCCAAGAUCCCAGACACGAAAGGAUGCUUGAAAUGCCGCGUAGUCCGAAAUCCAUACUCCGGGAGUACUUUCCUGUGCGCCGCCUUGCCCUCCAGCCUGGCAUUACUCCAGUGGUACGAACCACUGCAGAAGUUCAUGCUCUUGAAGCACGUCCCAGUGUUGCUGCCCAGUCCCUUGACCUUGUUUGAACUCUUGGUGGUGGAGGCGGAGGAAUUCCCGCAGGUCUGCUUGGGGGUCGCGGGCAGCGACCAGCCGGGUACCGAGCUGCAUUUCAGCAUCCUUUCGCUCAGCACCGGGCUCUGCACCGCAACUCCCUCUGGUCGGCCGCUUGUUUUGGCCAGCCACGUCACGCAGAUGGACCGGGACACCGUCCUGGUGUGUUUCGAACGCUGCGUGAGGGUGGUCAACCUGCGAGGGGUUCCCCAGGGCGCACUCAUGCCGGAGCUCACCUUCAACUUCCCGAUCGAGACCAUUGUGUGCCUUCAAGACAGUGUCUUGGCCUUCUGGAAGCACGGCAUGCAAGGACGAAGCCUAGAAUCCAAUGAGGUAACGCAGGAGGUAACGGACGAGUCCAGAGUAUUCCGGGUUUUGGGAGCUCAUAGGGACAUCAUCCUCGAAAGCACUCCCACCGACAAUCCAACGGCGCACAGCAACCUUUAUAUCCUGACAGGUCACGAGAGCAGCUACUGAGCAAAAGUUUCCAAGAACUUUCCAAAAAGUUUCCGAAGCGUUUUUGAAAACUUUCCGAAAAGUUUCCAAGAAGUUUCCGAAAAGUUUCCAAAAAGUUUCCGAGAAGUUUCUGAGAAAUUUCCAAAAAGCUUCCGAAAAGUUUCCAGGAAGUUUUUGAGAAGUUUCCGAGAAGUUUC